Molecule: messenger RNA, 801 nt
Organism: Daktulosphaira vitifoliae (grape phylloxera)
Lineage: Eukaryota; Metazoa; Arthropoda; Insecta; Hemiptera; Phylloxeridae
Exons: 2
Source: RefSeq, a predicted model, not a curated record
AUGACCGCCUGGAAAGUUCCAGAGGGCAUAGAUUUAGCCGACCCAUCGUUUGCCGUACCAAGUAAGAUCGAUAUUUUGUUUGGUACUGAAGUAUUUUUCGAAGCUCUAAAAACUGGUCAAAUUAAACCGUUAGAAAAUAGUCCAUUGUUUAAAGAAACCGUAUUCGGGUGGAUUGUCGCGGGUUCAGUUCCCGUGAGGAACUCAACACCAUUGCACUCUUUUCAUGCUCGAGUUCGAUCAGAAGAAGAGAGUUUAAAAUUACAAAUUGAAAAAUGUUGGAGCUUAGAAGAGAUAAUAAGUUCCCCAAUCACCCCUGAAGAAAAUGAUUGCGUCAAGCAUUUUAAUAAGACGGUAAUUAGAGAUGAGGAAGGUCGAUUUGUGUUGAAAUCAGAUUACUCAAAUUUUAUGUAUGAAUAUUUGCGACUGGGUCAUAUGGAAAGAGUAACAAAUAAUGUAAGUCCAAAUAUAAAACCAUAUUAUAUACCCCACCAUGCGGUAGUACGUGAAUGCAGUGCGACUACAAAGUUACGCGUAGUUUUUAAUGCGAGUUGCGCUACUACUACGGGCUUAAGUUUGAACGAUGUGCUGUUCAAAGGUCCAGUAAUACAAGAUGAUUUGUUUUCUAUUCUUACACGUUUUCGAACUCAUCAGUAUGUACUGUCAGCGGACUGCGAAAAGAUGUACCGCCAAAUUUGGGUUAGCAAGGAUCACCAAGAUUUACAAUGGAUUCUGUGGAGAUCACAACCAGAUCAGCCAAUUGAAGAAUUUCGUCUAAAAACUGUUACCUAUGGCACAUCACCA